AUGACUCUCAACGACGAGAAGAGCGAUGCCCAUCCUGUGGCAGAGAAGCACGUCGAAGAUGCCAUCGUCGUCGGAACCUCGCAGCUUGAAGUUGAUCCCGAGGACGCGGCCCGGAAGAAGGCUCUGACACGAAAGAUCCUAUGGAAAACAGACCUCAGGAUUCUUCCACUCCUCAUCGUUCUCUACCUCUGCUGCUGGAUCGACCGCGCCAACGUGGGCAACGCAAAGAUCCUAGGCCUCCCCGAGUCCCUCCACAUCAACUCUCACCAAUACGGCAUCGCCCUGGCCGUCUUCUACGUCUUCUACAUCAUCUCCGAGGUUCCAUCGGUGCUCCUCCUGAAGAUCGUCACUCCACGACGAUGGCUCGCCGCUCUGGGCAUCGCGUGUGGGAUUCUCGGCAUGUGUCUGGCGUUUGUGCAGAAUCUCGCCGGCUUCAUCGUGCUGCGAAUCAUUCUGGGCCUCUUCGAGGGCGGUCUCCUCCCGGGUAUCGUGGUCUAUCUGUCGGGACUGUACACGCGCGGAGAACUCGCUCUGCGGAUCGGCAUCUUCUACACGUCCGCGACGCUCGCGGGCGCGUUCAGCGGCCUACUGGCCCGCGGACUGUCGGCCAUAAGACCCCGCGGCGGUAUCGACGCGGGCUGGCGCUGGAUCAUGCUGAUCGAGGGCCUCCUGACCAUGGUCGUGUGCGUCGUCGUCGUGACGCUCCUGCCCAAUACCAUCUCCGCCGCCCGGUUCCUCACGCCCGAGGAAAGGGAAUACGCAGCGACCCGGCUGCACGUCGACGCGACCGCGCACGUCGAAGGCGGACGCGAGGUCGAGGCCGAGAAGUUCAGCUGGUCCGAGGUCCGACGAGGCCUGUUGAACCUCCAGGCCUGGCUGGCCGCCCUGACGUACAUCACCAUGCUGUCCGGCAUCUAUUCGAUCAGCAUCUUCUUGCCGUCGAUCAUCAAGGGCCUGGGCUACACGGCGAACUCGGCGCAGCUCUGGUCCGUCAUUCCCUACGCCGUGGCGACGGUCUUCACCAUCGCCGUGGCCGUCUUGUCCGAUCGGUACCAGCUGCGCGGUCCGUUUAUGCUGAUCACCCUCCCCGUGGCGAUCGUCGGAUACGCGGUCAUCGCCAACGUCGAUGACUCGAAGGUCCACGUCAAAUUCGCCAUGACAUGCCUGAUCGCCUCGGGCCUGUACGGCAGUGCCCCGCCCUGUAUCGUCUGGGUGACGAACAACUGCUCUGGCCACUACAAACGCGCCGCCUCAUCCGGUCUCCAACUAGCUGUCGCAAACUGUGGCGGUUUCAUCGGAUCAUUCAUCUAUCCAGCCGAGCAGGGGCCUCGAUAUUUCGAGUCGCACACCAUCGUCAUGUCACUUCUGAUCCUCGGAUGGUUCACUGUCAUCGUGAAUAUUCUCUACUGUGCCAAAAUCAACCGAGACAAGGCCAACGGGAAAUACGAUCAAUUCAUCGGCUAUGGAGACGACAGGGAUCCACAAUACAAGAUGACGAUUUAA
Exophiala oligosperma is the source of this 1503-nucleotide messenger RNA. RefSeq lists its product as uncharacterized. The transcript has 6 exons. Gene Ontology annotation, molecular function: transmembrane transporter activity. The coding region runs from base 1 to 1503 and encodes 500 amino acids. The record is from RefSeq and is a predicted model, not a curated record. Gene Ontology annotation, biological process: transmembrane transport. NCBI's taxonomy places the organism in Eukaryota, Fungi, Ascomycota, Eurotiomycetes, Chaetothyriales, Herpotrichiellaceae. Gene Ontology annotation, cellular component: membrane.